AUGCUCCACGGCUGGACAGCCAGCUUCUCGGGCCUGCUUGUGCUGUUCACCAUAGUUACAAGCGUCCUGGCCCAGGACCUCGGCAUUAGGCUCGACAAAAGCGCCUACGAGAACGCCCAGCGCGUUAUCUACUCGUCUAAACUCACGUUCACAGCAAACACUGCCACCCUCUUCACGGAUGACCAGCUCUACGGGCUUGCCGGUCUGGCCCACACGCAAAUGCAGUCCAAGUUCCGGGCCGACGGUAUCGAUCAGAAACUUCAGCCCAGCAUGAUGGCAGCUAUGGCUGUCGGGAACGACAUCUACCUGUCCUCAAGCUUAAAGGGUGGCUGGUUCGUGUAUAACAAGAGGCGCGGAGGCGGCCCCCAGCUACACGCAUUGUGGCCUUUGGAAAAGCAGGCCUAA
Molecule: messenger RNA, 405 nt
Organism: Colletotrichum chrysophilum
Lineage: Eukaryota; Fungi; Ascomycota; Sordariomycetes; Glomerellales; Glomerellaceae
Exons: 2
Coding region: 1-405 (134 amino acids)
Source: RefSeq, a predicted model, not a curated record